This is a messenger RNA of Peromyscus eremicus (cactus mouse), 525 nucleotides long. RefSeq names its product interleukin 5 (gene Il5). The coding region runs from base 62 to 460 and encodes 132 amino acids. Gene Ontology annotation, biological process: immune response. The transcript is spliced from 4 exons. The record is from RefSeq and is a predicted model, not a curated record. Gene Ontology annotation, cellular component: extracellular region. Lineage: Eukaryota; Metazoa; Chordata; Mammalia; Rodentia; Cricetidae. Gene Ontology annotation, molecular function: growth factor activity; interleukin-5 receptor binding.
GGAUGCAGCCCUGCCCUGCGCUCUUCCUUUGCUAAAGGCCAACCCCGAAGGCUUCAGAAUCAUGAGAAUGCUUCUGCGCUUGGGCGUUCUGACUCUCGCCUGUGUCUGGGCCGUCGCUAUGGAGAUUCCCAUGAGCACAGUGGUGAAAGAGACCUUGAUACAGCUGUCCACUCACCGAGCUCUGCUAACCAGCAACGAGACGGUGAGGCUUCCUGUUCCUACCCACAAAAAUCACCAGCUAUGCAUCGGAGAGAUCUUCCAGGGGUUAGACAUACUGAAGAAUCAGACUGUCCGUGGGGGUACCGUGGAAACGCUAUUCCAAAACUUGUCACUAAUAAAGAAAUACAUUGACCGCCAAAAAGAGCAGUGUGGCGAGGAGAGGCGCAGGACGAGGCAGUUCCUGGAUUACCUGCAAGAGUUUCUUGGUGUGAUGAGUACUGAGUGGACAAUGGAAGACUGAGACUGAGCGGGCUCUGUGAAGACAGGACUGCAGAUCUCGAGUUGAUUUUUAAACUGAUGCAUAAA